GCGCGGCUCCGCCCGCCCGGUGCGGCGGCAAAGGGCGGCCGGGCUUCUUCCGCCACCUCCCGCCAUGGUGGGCCCGGCCGGCGGGGCGCCGCUGGAGAACGCCAACCCCCUCAUCUACCGCCGCUCCGGGGAGCGGCCCGUGACGGCGAGGGAGGAGGACGACGAGCUGCCCGACUCCAUUGACGACCGGGAGAUCUUCGAUCUCAUCCGCUCCAUUAACGAUCCCGAGCACCCCCUCACCCUGGAGGAGCUGAAUGUUGUUGAGCAAGUUCGAGUUAAAGUGAACGAUGCCGAGAGCACCGUGGCAGUGGAGUUCACCCCUACAAUUCCCCACUGCAGCAUGGCAACGUUAAUCGGCCUGUCCAUCAAAGUAAAAUUGAUCAGAUCUCUGCCCGAGAGAUUUAAGAUGGAUGUUCAUAUAACACCAGGAACACAUGCCUCUGAACAUGCAGUUAAUAAACAGCUUGCUGAUAAAGAACGUGUAGCAGCUGCUUUGGAAAACUCUCAUUUACUGGAAGUGGUGAAUCAGUGUCUGUCUGCCCGAUCUUAAUUGCCUGAUCAGGAAAUCACCAGUAUAUCCUGCUGUGUUUAACGGAUUUUGUAUAUAAGUGGUGAUGCUAGUAUUUCACUAUACAUGUAUCUAUGAGCAAAAUAAAAUCACUUGGAUUUUCUUAAAUAAAUGUUUAAUUAUUUCUACAAAAAAUAGUAUGGGGGAAACUAGCUUGUAGGCAGCUACAAAAACAUAGUGUAAAUCGGGUUUUCAAGUUUAUUAGUUACUGCACUGGUAGGAUUUUUUUUUUUUUUUGGACGUUCUUUACAACCUGUUUUUAACAGGUAUCUCACUAUCCAAAGAUGAUUAAACUUCAUUUUAGGAACCAAUUUUGCAUACUGGAUUUCACAAGUCCACCGAGCUUAUUAGCAGUUAAAAAUUUUUAUACUCAUAUGAUUGUUUCUGGACUGCUAAUAUAAUUUUUGCCUCAUACAUCAGGAUUUUAACAAGUUCACGUAUGCAAUGUUGUAAAGCAUCUGUAGCAAUAAAUGUAAAUGAUUCUAAAUCA
Molecule: messenger RNA, 1058 nt
Organism: Oxyura jamaicensis (ruddy duck)
Lineage: Eukaryota; Metazoa; Chordata; Aves; Anseriformes; Anatidae
Gene: CIAO2B
Product: cytosolic iron-sulfur assembly component 2B
Exons: 5
Coding region: 65-550 (161 amino acids)
Biological process (GO): iron-sulfur cluster assembly
Cellular component (GO): cytosolic [4Fe-4S] assembly targeting complex
Source: RefSeq, a predicted model, not a curated record